This is a messenger RNA of Electrophorus electricus (electric eel), 1062 nucleotides long. It is a transcript of the gene mtnr1ba, whose product is annotated as melatonin receptor type 1Ba. Gene Ontology annotation, cellular component: plasma membrane. Gene Ontology annotation, molecular function: melatonin receptor activity. The record is from RefSeq and is a predicted model, not a curated record. Lineage: Eukaryota; Metazoa; Chordata; Actinopteri; Gymnotiformes; Gymnotidae. Gene Ontology annotation, biological process: G protein-coupled receptor signaling pathway.
AUGACCGAGAAUGUGACGCUCAUUAGAAACCGGACAGAAGUUGGGCAGGGACGCACGUGGGGCGCUGGAGCGAGUGCGCAGCCCGCGUGGGUCGUUAUAGUGCUGGCGAGCGUUCUGAUCUUCACCAGCGUGGUGGACGUGCUCGGUAAUAUGCUAGUCAUCGUGUCGGUACUCAGAAACCGAAAACUCAGAAACGCAGGUAACGUAUUUAUAGUGAGCCUGGCAUUUGCGGACCUGCUGGUUGUGUGCUACCCCUACCCUCUGGCGCUACACUCCAUGCUGCAUGCAGGCUGGUUGCCGGGGGAGACGGAGUGCAAGGUGAGCGGCUUCCUGAUGGGCGCAAGCGUGAUCGGCUCCGUCUUCAACAUCAUGGCGAUUGCCGUCAACCGUUACUGCUUCAUCUGCCAGGCGGGAGCCUAUGAGAAGGUGUACGGGCGUGCGGGCACACUGGUGCUUCUCGCCCUGGUGUGGGCGCUCACUGCCGUCGCCAUCCUGCCCAACCUGGCGCUAGGCUCGCUGGACUACGACCCUCGUAUCUUUUCCUGUACCUUCAGCCAAACGGUCAGCGCCAGCUACACCAUCGCAGUGGUGACCGUGCACUUCCUGCUGCCCAUCACCGUGGUGACGUUCUGCUACCUGAGGAUCUGGGCACUGGUGCUCCGGGUGAGGAAGCGCGUCUCCAGCGAUGUGAGGCUCCGCCUCCGCCCAAGCGAGCUUCGCCACUUCCUCACCACGUUUGUCGUGUUCGUCUUGUUCGCCAUCUGCUGGGCGCCACUCAACCUCAUUGGCCUGGCAGUGGCAAUGGACCCGCCCCGCAUAGCGCCCAUGGUACCCGAUUGGCUGUUCGUGGCAAGUUAUUUCAUGGCCUAUUUUAACUCAUGCCUGAACGCGGUGGUGUAUGGACUGCUCAACCAGAACUUUCGUCGGGAGUACCGCCGCAUCCUGUUGUCACUCUGCAAGCCCCACCUCUUCCUCCUGGAAAUAUCAAGGGGCGGUACAGAACGCAGCAAUAAACAGUUGCCUGGCAACAACAACACGCAGCAAAAGGCAGCAACUAUCUAG